AUGCUCUAUACACACGCAACGAUCAUCACCGUCGACUCCACCCGGCGCAUUAUCAACGACGGUGCCAUCCGUGUCCAGAAUGAUAUAAUCGCAGACAUCGGAAAGACAGACAUACUUCGUGCUAAGUACCCUCGGGAAGAUGAAUAUGACCUCAGUGGACGGGUCGUCAUCCCGGGUCUCAUCUCCACGCACGUGCACACUGCCCAGACUCUGCUGCGCGGCACCGCGGACGACCUAGAGCUGGUAUCAUGGCUCUGUGAACGUAUCUGGGUACUGCAGGGCCAUUUCACUGCUGCUGAUGGCUAUGCAGCUGCUAGGCUUAGUAUCGGGGAGAUGUUGAAGUCAGGGACCACCUGUUUCUUAGAGAGCAUGAAUAAGUUUGCUGAUCGGUACGGUUUCGAUGGACUCUGUCGGGCCGUCGAAGAGAGCGGUAUCCGUGGCUGUCUGGGGAAGAUCGUCAUGGAUAUUGCGCGGUAUGCACAAGAAGAUGCCUGGGCCAUGCAUCCGGGUCUGGUGGAAGAUCGUGAGACUUCGCUUCUUGGGACUAUGAGAAUGUGGGAGAAAUGGAAUGGCCAAGCCAAUGACCGUAUCCGAGUAUGGUUUGGAGCUCGUACCCCCGGAGGGGUAUCCGAUGCAUUGUACAGAGAGAUGACCCAGCUGUCUUGUGAAAAAGGAAUUCCGAUUACCAUGCACUGCGCUGAAGUCAAGGCAGACCGCGAUUUUUUUGCAUCUGUUAAUCAUACACCCAUGUCGUAUUGCGACUCGGUGGGAUUACUCUCGCCGUCCACAGUGUUGGUGCAUAUGGUACAUUUGGACGAUACGGACAUCGCACGGCUCGCAAGGUCAGGUACGCAUGUUGCACACUGUCCGACGUCAAACGCCAAACUCGCCUCAGGGAUCUGUCUUGUGCCUGACCUGCAGCAUGCGGGUGUUAACAUUGGCCUGGGGACUGAUGGGGCGCCCUGCAAUAACACUUGUGAUCUGCUGCAGGAGAUGAAGCUUGCCGGAAUCAUUCACAAGAGCAUGUCGUACGAUCCAACAGCGGUGCCAGCUGAAUCGGUGCUUGAGAUGGCAACGAUUAAUGGAGCCCGUGCAUUGGGGUUGGAUGAACGUAUCGGCAGCCUCGAGGUCGGUAAGAAGGCAGAUUUUGUUGCUAUUGAUACUCGGCGCAUCCAUCUACAGCCCUGGUUCAAUCCUGUCAGUGCGGUUGUGUAUACGGCCACGGGGCGAGAUGUCGACAUCGUGGUUGUUGAUGGACAGAUACUGGUGCGCGGUGGAGAGCUGCUGUCGAUGAACGAGGAGGAGGUUGUGUGUGAAGCUCAGCAAAGGAGUCAGGAGGUGGUGGCCCGCGCAGGGUUAACAGACAAAGUGCGUGCAAGAUGGCCGGUCGAGUGA
This is a messenger RNA of Aspergillus tanneri, 1395 nucleotides long. RefSeq names its product amidohydrolase. The record is from RefSeq and is a predicted model, not a curated record. The transcript is spliced from 3 exons. Bases 1 to 1395 code for a protein of 464 amino acids. Gene Ontology annotation, molecular function: hydrolase activity, acting on carbon-nitrogen (but not peptide) bonds. Lineage: Eukaryota; Fungi; Ascomycota; Eurotiomycetes; Eurotiales; Aspergillaceae.